This is a messenger RNA of Mycena citricolor, 7208 nucleotides long. Lineage: Eukaryota; Fungi; Basidiomycota; Agaricomycetes; Agaricales; Mycenaceae. The record is from the annotation of a GenBank genome assembly.
GUGCAACAUCUAGAGAUGUCAUGGUUCUAAAGCAAAGAAUAGCUGAACACUAAUCAGGUUGCCGCUUGAUCGGUCCGUACAACCACCAUUCCACUUUCGUCCACUCUCACACGCACAAUUCGUGGUGCAUAAGCAGCUGGAGCCGGGAUGUCUGCGGGCGCUGAAACCUCCACACACCCUCAACGCCGAGUCCGUCAUUUGACAUCAAUCCAAGUCCGCAACCUCACCGCAUUUCCCGUCCGUGAUGCAUUUGCAUCUGCACUCUCCCAACCCGCGGACAAGAAUGGGACUGGGCCCUCGGGAUAUGUCGCAGACGAUCUAGAUGUCACGCUGGCGCGCAGACGAACUCGGCGGAUCUCAAUGAACUCUAUCGGAACUGUCAAGUCGGAUGAAAGUGGUGGGGACGAGGGGAGCAUCAGCGAAUCGCGGGGGAGGAGGUCAGCAGGAUCCAGGAUGAGUUUUCAUGGGGGAGGGAGCGUAGGGCCGGUAGUGUGGGGUCGCGAUUACACAACGCAGCGUCGGCCGCACCGACGAUCCGCGGGCACCGGCCCCGAACAACGUCAAUGACCUCCUCAUUGCACUCAUUUGGUGUUUCAAAUGCUGGUGGGAGCUCGGCCUUUCCGAGAGCGCUGCCGGACCACUCGCAGAUUGGGCUAGAGAAGAUACUUAAGGCGCGACUGUUCGAGACAUUCAUCGCAGUUUCAGUCGACGUGCCUCCAGAGCCCGAAGCCGCUGACCCUGUAUCGGUCCCGUUACCCCAAUCCACACCUGCUUCGCCCUUGCUCCCUAGCACCGCGCCGACUUCCCCUCGUAGCCCCAACACUCCGAACACCUUCCCUCGCAAGGGUACAAAGCCGUCCCCCCUAAUUCCUUCGGACAAGUCAUCAUCAAACGGCAAUGCCCGUCGGGAUACAUCUACCCCAGCUUCUCCCGUUUCCCCGAACCGACACUCCAAAUCCGCAUCCGUCUCCGUCCUUCGACCCAAUGGCAAAGCUGCUGCUGCUGCCGGUGCGCUCUCUGCACGUAAAACACUCCCAUCCCAAGCCCCUGCGCCCCCGGCUCGUGUCAAGACACCAGAGCCAGCCUCACCCGACUUCAUAUCCCCUGUGCACCGGCCCUCGACCAAUCCAUUGUUCAAUGUUGAUGCGAAAUCGUGGACCGCGCCCAGUGGGCAGAAACUCAAGGUCGAGCUCUGGGGAAAGUCAAGGAGGACUGGAAGCGCAAUGAUUCUGUGUCGGUGAAAGGGAAAGAAAGGCAAUGGCAGGAGCAGGACGAGGAAGAUCACUGGAGAGUUUUGGAGCAGUGGGCCGUGGAUCUGGAGCAGCUCGUCCCCAUUUCCGACGAUACGGAGAUUCCAUCCAAUACCCUUGUCAUAAAUCUGCAGCCUCCGGGUCGAUCCUUCUAUUUGCCGUCUAAUCUUCAGCGAGAGCGUUUACACGCCAAGUCCUCCUCCGUCGACGCAGGAUAUGCAUCUGACCCCGAAUCCGCUGCGAGGAAAAGUACCGAGCUCGCGCCUGAUACGACACCGGAAAGCCUCGCGGUCGACGUGAAAGCCUUGAGCAGACGACGACUGAGGCGCGGGAACGAAGAUCAGGCCUUGGCCAAGACCGCCAACUGGCAGGAUCUAUUCAAACUGGUGACAUUGCAAGCUUGCAUCGUAGACAAUGAGACUUCUUCGAACGAUGUCAUCCGCGAAACAGACAAGAUUCUGGAAUCUGAUCAGCUAUGGGUCCUUAAACGACAAAUAUCUGAACGCGAGUCAAUUGUUCAGGGGAUGAGGAAAAGCUGUGCUGCGGUCUAUGAUGAAUCUGAAAUUUUGAAAGAGAAGAUUGAGAUGCGCCGACAGCAGAUCCAGGAAAGAAGGGAAAUGCUUGCGAUGGCGCAUGAAAUCACGCAAGCCGAUAUGUCGUUGUCUUGUGGGGAAGACGAGGAGGUCGCCGCUGCCCGUUCGGAGCUCGUCACAUUGCGAAGCAGAUUUACCCCGACCCGUACCACGCUCAUAUCCACGUUGGCGAGCAUCUUCCCCAUCGACAUUCUCUCGCCUCCUGAUCUUCUCUUCACGAUUCUCGGAGUGCCCCUUCCCAUUCCGCUCUCCGUGUCUGACCCUGGCCCGCCUCUGUCUCUGCCGUCCCACAAAGAUGUCACAGAAGACGCUGUUGCGACUGCCCUGGGUUACGUUGCCCAGGUCGUGCAAUUACUCGCCGCCUACCUGGGCAAAGGCCUAGUCUACCCCGUCACGUGCAUAGGAAGUCGCAGCAUGAUCCGGGAUGGCAUCUCGGCUAUGGUCGGUCCGCGGAUGUUCCCACUCUUCUCCCGAGGCGUUGACACAUAUCGUUUUGAAUAUGGUGUCUUCCUUCUGAACAAAGAUAUCGAACUACUGAUGGCGGACAAGGAUCUGCGGGCUCUGGAUAUGCGACAGACGCUACCGAACCUGAAAAAUCUUCUGCUGACACUCACUGAUGGCGAGGGCGCGCCCCUUGUACAUGGGUCCAGGUCUUUCGACUCGCCAGAGCUCUCGAUUACGGGACUCGAGUCUCCCAGGCCGGGAUCGCCAGCCGAAGUGACAACCCCGAAGGCGGAUAACUCAGAGCUUCCUCCGACCGACAGAGACACACCACCUGCUAGUGGAUCAACCACCCCGACGACAGUCGAAACGACUAAAAAAAGCCGGUUCAUGGGCCUGUCGCCCAUUGCAGGUUUUCUUCGAGCACGCUAUCCCUCUGCUAUUCGUGUCACGCGGCCGGAGUCGGAGUCGGCCGCCGAACCCGCCGAAGAGGAGUCCUCGCCGGCCGACGAUGAUGCCGACAGCCGCACGCUCCAUGGCGCUCCUGCCCCCGACGAGCAGCCGGAUCCGGGCCGAGCGUCGGAGAAGUCGGACGAUGUCAGCUCUGCCGUCGCUAAUCUUUCGGUUGCUCCUGUCCAGUGACACAUAUCUUCUGUUUCUAUGCAAAGUCUCUGCGUCUAUUCUUUCUCCCCGUUCAACAAAUCCGCGAAGGAAGCGGCACACGGCACACGCUAUCACGGGGAGCGAGGGAACAUAUGCCGCCCGGAAAAUUCGCUCUCGAUGCGAAUCGGCAACCUGUUUCUUCUUUCCGUGGAAUCAGUAUCUCAAACGAGAAAUGACGAAGACUCGUUGAGACUAGAGGCUAGAGCUUAUUCGCUGUGACGACCAGAAUUGAUCUCCUUGAUCUGAUGGUGGAACUGUCGCGCGAAAGGGAUGAAUAAGGCAAUCUGAGACAUGGGGGGCACAAGAAAGUAGUCGAGAGAGAAAGCAAGACAGUGAAAUAACGACCCUUGAUCCCCACGCCCACGGCUAAUCGAGAGAGGGGAUGUUAACGAAAUGUGAUGUGUGAAGAGUGUGAAUAUGUAAUUCUAGCCAAACAGAGCCCAUCACAGGUGCAUCGCCGCGCUAAAUCGCAGGUGACGACCGUUUAUUCCCUACCACUGUCUCCCGUUUCUCGUCCAGAAACCGGGACAUUCAAAAGGCCCUCUGCCGCAUUGUACCACCAGACCCAGUAGACGGGUUCAAAAUCAGCUUCAAGCGUCCUUGUGCAACUAGGUUUCCUCUUUCUUCCCCCCUUCGCUUUGUUCUCUAUCCUUCCUUGUCCCGGCCUACGCUCCGACACUCUUCGUCUUUCAAAAUGAAUCCCGCUCUCGAAAACUCUACCAAUACAUCUACCGAUAAUAGCCCUUCCGCGGACGACAGGAUGCAAAGUCCUCCUGCAUUCCUGGACCUCGCAGACUCUGCCGGGAGGUUGGGUGUUAAUAUGUCCGCUCGCGUCGAAGCGAAGCGGCUCGAACACGAACGUCAGCGUCUUAUCCAGCGCAAGCUCUUCGAAGAUCAGAUGCGUGCCCUGGAGCACCAACAGGCUCAGGAGUUGCUGAGUUUGCCACUCGACGGCUCCGGUGUGCAGCACCUGGCGGUCUCGGCCCCGACCACUCCUCCCCGCAUCAACACUGCUCUCAACGGCGCGGACGCACACGUCGGGGGCCAGCGUCGCUCGCAGCACUUUGACGCGGACACCCUGUCGAAGGCUGUCGGCACCACCGUCGCGGACAAGCGCAAGUCAGUCACCUAUGCGCCGUCGGCGACUCUUUCGCCCGACUUGGCGGAGAACGUUAAUGGUAACUUCGCCCGGUCCGCUGGGGCCAAGAGCAUGCCAGCCAGUCGCCGCACCUCUGCCAGCGAGCAUGACGAGGAGCUUGCGAGUCAUCUACAGGGUCUUUCGAUGGUCGGCGAAAGGACUUCCCCUGGUCCGGCUGGCAUGCCGGCCUCGAUCCUCAGCCGUGGGCCAUCCCGCUACGGUAAUGACGAGGGCGCGCGCUAUGCCAGCACGUACAAUGCUGGUAUGAUGUUGGACGAACAGCUCGACCAGGAGAUGCACAACGCCAUGCGCAAUCUUCCCACCUCGGACGACGACAAGUAUGCUUCACCGUAUCCGGGCAAGAUCUCCACGUCAUCUGCCGCUCUCGAUCUGGCGCACAUCUCGCAGACUUCGCCUCGUUCUUCUUUCGCUCCUCGCAGCGGCGAGCCUCGCGAGAAGUCAUCUGAAUGGCCCCAGUUCGCCGGGGGAGCGCGGGUGCCUGCGCCCGACGGGGCCCUUCGAUCAGAUCGUCGCACUGUGACCAAUCCCAAUUUGGUGCUGACAUCUGGCGAUCCCUCCGGCGCUAAAUUGACGGUGGCGUCCGCAUCAGCUACACCCUUGGUGCCUCAGCUCACCCAGCUUGGCACGCCGGUGUUGGGUCAGCUUCCUUCAUCGCGUCGGGGAUCUCCGCCCGGUCUGUUGGACGGCCUUGGCGCGACGACGCGUUCGGUUCCGGCGACGCCGUUGGGCAUUUCGAGCAGCGCGGUGCACAUUUUGAAGACCCCGGGCACACCGGGCGAGUCGCCGGCCCUCAACGGACGUCUGUCCGCGGUCGGCGAAAGCGCUGUCAACGCAAGUGAUCUGCAAGCCUCGCUGUCACGCAUCCCGACUUCUCAGUACGAGAAUGGGUCGCUUACGUUCAACUCCAUUCAAUCUGGGUUGGACGAUUCGCUUCAGUAUGGCAACGGGAUUGACUCCGUGUACGGCUUGGACAGCAGCUAUGGCUCGUACGGAUACGAGUCCGGACGGACCGGAGCGACGACCAACGGAACCACGGGCUCCACCGCGUUGUACCAUCACAACGGCUCUCGUUAUGGAUUGGGGCUCGCUCCUCGCAACGGCGACAGCAAGAUGAAUGGGCUUCAUGGACCGAAGCACAAAAGGGGUGACAUGGACCGUGAAUUCAAUCGCUUCGCCGGUACCCGCUUGGAGGAUCUUCAGGGAGAAAUCCCCGCACUCUGCAAGGACCAACACGGCUGUCGCUACUUGCAGAAGAAGUUGGAGGAGGGCUCUGCUGAGCACCGGGACAUGAUAUUCCGCGAAACCUACGGACACUUUGCGGACUUGAUGACUGACCCUUUUGGCAACUACCUUUGCCAGAAGCUGUUGGAGUACUCGACCGACGAGCAACGUGGCGUUAUCUGUGACUCGGUUGCGCAGGACCUGGUUAACAUCUCAUUGAACAUGCACGGGACGCGUGCGGUGCAGAAGAUGAUCGACUUUUUGUCAAGUCGCCGCCAGACCGAUUCCCGGUACAACGCACAAAUCCAUUCGAUCAUCGUCGCUCUCAGUCUCCAUGUGGUGGUGCUCAUCAAGGACCUCAACGGGAACCAUGUCAUUCAGAAGUGCUUGAACAAGCUCACGCCGGAGGAUAACCAAUUCAUCUACAACGCUGUCGCUGCCAACUGCGUCGAAGUAGCCACCCAUAGACACGGCUGCUGCGUUCUUCAACGCUGCAUCGACCACGCAUCGGACCAACAACGCAUCCAGCUUGUGAACGAGAUCACUUUCCACGCGUUGACGCUGGUGCAAGACCCGUAUGGAAACUAUGUCGUGCAAUACAUCUUAGAUCUGAACGACAACCGGUUCAGUGACGGUGUCAUUCGUCAAUUUGCGGGCAACGUGUGUGCCUUGUCGGUGCAAAAGUUCAGCUCCAACGUGAUCGAGAAGUGCGUGCGGGUAGCGGAGCACAGCACCCGGAAGUUGCUUAUCGAGGAGCUGCUGAAUCGCACUCGGCUGGAGAAGUUGUUGCGAGAUUCGUAUGGCAACUACUGUGUCCAGACCGCUUUGGACUACGCCGAGCCCAGUCAACGGGCGCUGUUGGUUGAGGGGAUCCGUCCUGUCCUUCCCUUGAUUAGAAACACACCUUACGGCAAACGCAUCCAGAACAAGUUGCAGCGUGAGCAAAUGGAGCACUACGGUGGCGGAUACCAGCACCCCCAGUCCCUGGUCGGCAAUCACUUGUCGCAGGGUAUCGUUCCUCCUGCGCGGCACCUGUCCUCUGGUCUGCACUCGAAUGGCCUCAACGACAUGUACGGCAGCCAAGGUCUCGGUGGGCAGGCUCUCUACGGCCAGACGUCGUUUGGCCAAACGCACAUGGCUCCGACUCACCACGGACUGGGACAGUCUAUCGAUGGCUACGUUCUCCAAGGCACCUCCUCGCAUCUCGGCCUCAACUCGUCUCACGGUGGGCUGUCGGCCGCUCCGUUCGGCGGCCUGAGUCCCUUUGGAAACGCCGGACUGACGAGUGCUAUCGCUGAUCCGUACCAGCGGUCCUUCGCCUACGGAAUGUAAAACAAGACGAACGACGAACGCCGACCACUCUUUCCUCCGACCUACUCUAUAUCAUCGACCGAUACCUCGAUCUACCUUAGCGCCAUCUUUUUGAAUUGCUGUUCUCAUCGCUCUCGUAUUCACACCCUCCAGCAGUGCCUUGCUCGCCUGCUCUGUAUCCUUUUCGACCCUCCCCGGCAUUUUUCCAGACUAUAUCUUCUCCGACCACCAUCGCACGUUGUACAAUCGCACGGUGUCUGUUUAAUAGUCUCGCUCCUCAUGCAUUCCUGUAGUUAAAUCCAUCCCGCUGUAUAAACUUCGUUAAUUAGAUUGCAACCGGAUAUUAUAUCACUAUUUUCUGCCUGUGGCCUUUAUAUCCCAGCGUGAUCUUUAGUCAGUUAUCAUAUUGUGGUGAAGUGUCUCCAACCCUAGGAUUUGAGGGAGAGGUAUGGCGUCGUUAAGUUGGAAUGACCAGAGACUAACUGCUGGGAGAGAAAAGAAAAUGCAUAGCAUGCUUCAUCGUAUCAUACUGAGUUGCAUACAGGACCGCAAGUGGUGCUAGCUAGAGUC